GUGGUACAACAUGGUUGAAAAAUAACAUAAAAACUUACGUUAAGAUGGCGGUAUUAUUGUAAUGAUAAGUCGUUCAAUUAUGCGUAGUGUUCAUGAGAAUAUACUAUAUUUAUUGAAAAAGAAAUAUUUUUACUGUUACAUUAAACAAUUUUGAUACAAAAUGUCUUGGCCAAUGCCAUCUGGGUCCUGGAAUGCCGGAGUUCCCAUGACUCCGAAUAUGAACAUGGGGUAUACGCCUGAUCAAUGGACUCUAAUACAACAACAAAAUUGGCAACAGUGGGCACAAUGGCAACAACAAUAUGCCCAGUGGCAAAUUCAAUACGGAGACAAGUAUGCGGAGCAAAUGCAAACUGUACCAGCUGUGGGCGCUGGCCCUCCUUUACCUCCAGUUAAUUGUGCACCCCCUCCUGCGCCCCCGCCGCCCGAUCAACCUCCGCCGCCACAUAAAAACGACAGGCCUCUCUAUACUCCCAAACCUCCGCCACCAUCAAACACUCCUACAAAGCCAGAUAAUAUAAUUAAUACAAAACCUAUGGACAGUAAUACCCAAACUUGGUCAAAUGGUGCAGACAGCCGCAAUACUUCACAGAAUUCCGAUGCUCUUAAAAAAUUAUUAGAGGAAGAGAGAUUAUUUGAUAUUCAGUUUCAUAAAUGGGAGGAAGAGAUUGAGAAAUGGAAAGCAGAAAAUGUAAAUCAUCCUGAUAAACAAGCAUACAGUGAAUAUGAACAAAAAUUUGAAGCUUGUCGGGCACAGCUUCUAGAGAGACGUCAACAGAUGAAACAAAAGCGAGCUCGAUUAACUGGAAUUGCUCCUCCGGCACUGAGUAACACUAGUUCAGUCAAUAAUAUGCUGGUGCCUCCACCACCUCUAAACCAGAAUUCUGGAAAUAAUUGCUCUUCAAGUGAUAUACAAACACAAAAACCUAAUAGUAAUCCAGAUACAAAUUAUACUCAUCAAAGUUUUGACCAUAAUCAAUACCAACAUUACGAAGGUGCUGAACAUUCUUAUAAUAGUGAUAACAGUUAUGGACAAGUAGGUGCAGUACAUACAAAUAAGUCAUAUGAAAAUGUUGAUCCUUAUUCCUAUCCCAGUAUGGAACAGUCAAAAUUUUUACCUACAAAUGAAGCUUCUAAAGGUAUCCCAGGAUUAGACUUGAUACCUGAAGAUAAACUGUUGAAUAAACCUCAAGAUGUGAUUGAUAUAACUGGGGAAAAAAUAGGAGGUAAAAUAGGAUUAAAUUCACAAACUCCAGAUUAUACAACAAUUUCUAAAGGUAUAAAUAAUAUAUUGGGAGAUGAAAAAAUUAUGAAUAUUCUUUCAAUGGUUGUUCAAAAAACUGGUGAUCCUGUUGGUAAUCAAUUACAGAGUAAUGUAGAAACAGCUAACACCUAUCAAAUCAAUAAUAAUUCCGAUUUUGGUAGCACACAAAAUAUGUCGUUCAAUACUGGAUCUAAUGACUUAUACAACAGAGGUAAUGGGCAAUUUGCACAGAGUCCUUACAAUCAAGUUCAGAAGGAUUUACCAAUGGAUCAAUAUUAUGGAAAUUAUUCUCAAAACAAUAUUCAAAAUGUACCACCGAGAAAUCAAAUGAACUCAAUGCCCUUGGGUGGCCACCCUUUACAAAGUCAACCUGUACAGGGUAAUGUUGAUAAUUAUCACAGAGGUCUUCAGGAAGGUAGAAAUAUACCUGAUAAUCCAGUACUUCCAACUCCAACCCCUGUGCCUAGGUCAAAGUGGGUUGAUCAACCUAUGUUUACACCAUCAAUUAUUGUUGAAUAUGAACACAAGUCUUUGAGAUUGAAAGCUCGUGAUUUUAUUGACCCUGUGCAUAUAUUUGAAUAUAAUCAUAAAUCAACAUAUAGUGAUGAUAAAAAGAAAGAUUUUGAAAGGGAAGCAGAUGAACUAUUUGUAAGACAUCCACGUACUGCGAAUGUUGAUAAUUUUCCAUCUGAGAGAAUGAACCGAGAACCUUAUCAUAGAGAUUAUGAACGAAGACCUAGAGAAAUUAUUAGAGAACCAUAUAGACCUAGACCUCCAAUCCGAGAUGUAUAUGACGAUAAGCGUAGGAAUGAUAGAUUAGAUGAUUGGAGACGAGAUGACUCUGAUAAAUAUACCCGAAGAGAAGACUUUUAUAGAGAUAGAGAAAAAAGUAGAGACGAAUUUAAGGAUAGAUACAAAGAUUAUAGAAGGGAUGACAAUAGAAAUCGUAGUAGGAGCAAAGAAAAAGAAAACCGAAAGAGAGAUCACAGCAGUGAUGAUGAUAGAAGUUUUCCCGCUAAAAAAGGAAAAGAAACGGUAGAAAAUAAAGAGACCGUCAGUGCAAAGCAUGUUGUGAUGAUAGAUGACAUAUUAGAACCUCCAGGGCGAGAAAUGAGACCCAAUAAAAUUGCUAUAAUUUUAAGAGGAUUACCAGGUAGUGGUAAAUCAUAUUUGGCUAAAUUGAUAAGAGAUAAAGAAGCUGAAUAUGGUGGAACUGCAAGAAUAAUGUCAAUAGAUGAUUACUUUAUGCAAGAGGGAGAAGUAGAAGUCAAUGAUCCAGUCACAGGCAAAACUAUUAAAAAACCUUCAUUAAAAUAUGAAUAUGAACAACAAAUGGAGGAAAGCUACAUGAAUUCAUUGAGGCGUGCUUUCAAAAGGAGUAUAACGGAUGGAUAUUUUACGUUUAUAAUAUUUGAUGCAGUGAAUGAAUAUUUAAAAUCUUAUGCUGAUGUUUGGAACUUCUCCAGGCAGCAUGGAUUUCAGGUGUAUGUUUGCACCAUGGAGGCAGAUGUAGCAACGUGUUACAAGAGAAACAUUCACAAUCGUACAUUGGAAGAAAUUGAACAAUUAAAUGCCAAGUUUUUCCCCACACCGACGCACCACAUACAGUUGGACCCGACCACAUUGUUGCAGAGUGCCGCUAUCACCGAUGUGCAAAUGGAAGAUGCUGAUGAUGCAGUCACUAUGGAGGAUGCAGUUGAAGAAACGGAGGUUGAAAAUCUUUUUACAUCGAAAUGGGAGAAAAUGGACGACGCAGUUAAACUAGCGCGGCUCGACGGCACCAACAAACCUCUCCGGCCUUCGCAACUCUCCAUGGAAGACUACCUCCAAAUAGACGAUUGGAAACCAAACGUUGCAAAGCCGGGAAAGAAAACUGUGCGUUGGGCAGAUAUAGAAGAGAGAAGAGAGCAAGAGAAAAUGCGCGCUAUAGGAUUUGUUGUCGGUCAGACAGAUUGGAAUCGAAUGACUGAUCCAACAAUGGGUUCCAGUGCACUUACACAAACUAAGUACAUCGAGCGCGUGCGACGCAAUUAAUUAUUUUAUAGAUGUUACAUAUCUCUAGAUAUUUACAGCCAUUUAACACCUUCAAUACCACCGACUAACU
Molecule: messenger RNA, 3365 nt
Organism: Papilio machaon (common yellow swallowtail)
Lineage: Eukaryota; Metazoa; Arthropoda; Insecta; Lepidoptera; Papilionidae
Product: YLP motif-containing protein 1
Exons: 9
Coding region: 161-3295 (1044 amino acids)
Biological process (GO): regulation of telomere maintenance
Cellular component (GO): nucleus
Source: RefSeq, a predicted model, not a curated record